Messenger RNA from Elaeis guineensis (African oil palm), 1211 nucleotides. RefSeq lists its product as uncharacterized. Gene Ontology annotation, cellular component: intracellular anatomical structure. Gene Ontology annotation, molecular function: pyridoxal phosphate binding. The record is from RefSeq and is a predicted model, not a curated record. NCBI's taxonomy places the organism in Eukaryota, Viridiplantae, Streptophyta, Magnoliopsida, Arecales, Arecaceae.
CAUUUUUCAGGAGUUUCGCGAGGUCGCCAGAAGGCAGGCCGCCCAAGCUAGACUACCACAAAAUCUGUUUUACCUUCUCUAUUUCGUGGCCACGACCUACGAGAAAUCGAGCUUGUUGGCCUUCGGCCAGGCCUGUUUUUCCGGCGACCGCCACGGCGGGGGCGGGUGAAGAACACGCGAGGGACGGUCUCUGUGGCAAUAUGGCUGCUCCGGCCAUGGAAGGCGCGGCGGCGACGGCCCUCCGAUCGGUGCUAUCCCGGGUGCAGCAGGCUGCUGAGAGGUCGAGCCGCCCGGCGGAUCGGAUCAGGGUUGUGGCUGUGAGCAAGACGAAGCCCGUGUCCCUCAUCCGCCAGGUCUACGACGUCGGGCACCGCUGUUUUGGCGAGAACUAUGUCCAGGAGAUCGUCGAGAAGGCGCCUCAGCUUCCUGCAGAUAUUGAAUGGCAUUUCAUUGGACAUCUGCAGAGCAAUAAAGUCAAACCCCUUCUUGCUAAUGUCCCCAACCUUGACAUGGUUGAGAGUUUAGAUGAUGAGAAGAUUGCUAAUCAUCUUGACCGUGUGGUAGCAAAUUUGGGAAGGAAGCCACUGAAGGUUCUGGUCCAAGUAAACACCAGUGGAGAAGAGUCAAAAUCUGGCGUAGAACCCUCAGGUUGUUUAGAAUUAGCCAAGCAUGUCAAACUUAACUGCCCCAAUCUUAUUUUCUCUGGUUUAAUGACUAUUGGAAUGUUGGAUUACUCCUCAACUCCAGAAAAUUUCCAGACAUUGUCAAAUUGUAGAGCUGAAGUGUGCAAGGAGCUUGGAAUACCAGAGGAGCAGUGCGAGCUGUCAAUGGGCAUGUCUGCGGACUUCGAGCAAGCAAUUGAAAUGGGCAGUACCAAUGUUAGAAUUGGAUCAACCAUUUUUGGAGCAAGGGAAUACCCAAAAAAAGGAUAAGGGUCAUUAUAACUCCAAAUGUUUUGCUAAUGAUAUAUGUUUACAUGCUUUAAUAAUGAUGCAUGAAGGAUCUGAAUUAUCAGCAUUAAUUUUGAACUGUUGUGCUGCUUAAGCAUCUUCAGCAGGCAGGAGGACAAUUGUCUACAUAAUCAUGUUUGUCAAAUUCUGGAGUAUACCAUUAGUUGCAAUGCUGUAAAUUUUGAGAGUUUUGUACUUAAUGAGCAACAUAGUUUGUUUAAAAUAAUGAUGAACAUUGCCUUAUGAAUCGUUGGUUUGAUU